Molecule: messenger RNA, 2227 nt
Organism: Rhipicephalus sanguineus (brown dog tick)
Lineage: Eukaryota; Metazoa; Arthropoda; Arachnida; Ixodida; Ixodidae
Exons: 2
Coding region: 1-2130 (709 amino acids)
Source: RefSeq, a predicted model, not a curated record
AUGGCCGACCAGCAGUCCUGGUACGAGGCUCUGUCGCGGCUAGACUUCGAGCGCGACUGCUCGGCGGGCCCGACAACGGUGGACAACUGCUGGCUAUGCGACAAGCUAGCGGACUGGAACACCGUUCUCGCUCCGCUGCGGCUUCAGGUCGUCGAGGAGAUACCCGGGUACCUGUGUCUCCGCACGCGACAGGGAAACAAGAAACCUAAGGUCAUGAACAGCGCGUACAACCCGGCCUACUUCAUUGCUUGGCUGCCCAGAAAACAUCGGUGCAUAGUUGCCGUGAAGUUCGGUCAGGGCGAAAUGGAUCUUGACCGAUCAACCGUGCCCCCGUCAUUGUUCGACUACACCCCAGAAAUUCGCCAAGUAACCAUAGGAGGCAUUGGCGCGUUCGACUGCAGUUCCCUCAUGGACUCCUUGGGUGGCGUCGCGAAUCUCGAGGCCCUGGUCUUGGACGAAGCCACGGUGGGCGACCCGUUGUCCGUGGCUCUCGGAGGGCUGCUGGUGGCGAACUACGAUACUGUAAGAACAGUCAGCGUGAGCAGGAGUUUCGUACCGGGCGGUGCGUCCAACACCCUCACCGAAGCCAUUUCGAGGUGCUUGAACCUGAAGGAACUAACGUACAACGCCCACCUGGACUUUCAGGGACUGAAAUACUUGAAAAAUCUGAUUCACUCGGCCGACAGUCUGGAAAAACUGUGUCUCAGGGAAGCGCUGAACACCGUAGUCGAUCCCGUCGAUGACCGACAAAACGAAGAGCUCUUAGCCACUGUCGCUGAACUGGCGCAGAGGAGUGCGUCCUCGCUCGACUUUUGUUACCACGCCUACACGCACGUAUUCACGAGCGCACUGCGGGGACUCGAAGCGAGCACGGUGCUGAGACACCUGGAGAUUAGCAAAUGCGACUGCGUGACGGGCCCCACUGUCGGGCCGCUGCUCAAGUGCGCACUGUCUUCCUACGCGGGACUGCAGUCCCUCACUUUCAGGGCCUGCGAGUUUGACGCUACGGCUGCCGAACUCCUGGCCGGCGCUCUCGAAGAGAACACGACGCUGAGGCAGUUGCUGGUGUUCGACGUCAUCAUAAGCUUCCCGCAAAUGCAAACUCUCCUGGGAGCUCUUGAGAAGAACAAGACGUUGCAGUUGCUGCAAGUCGACUUCCUGGCUGCCUCGGAAGAACAGAGGUGGGUUAUGUCCGAACAGAUGUGCCGAAACGACCUCUACACGCGCGUGCAACUGCCGUGGACGAACUCGGAUGCCCGUUACCUGAGCGCCGUGCUGGGUGAACCGUGGCUUUGUCCCUGCCACCUGCAGCUGAACGCGGGUCGGCUAAGCGACUUCCACUUCGCGAUGCUGUGCAAGGCGCUGUCGCGUCGCUGCUUUGUCCGAAGCCUAACGGUCAGUCUCUGGCAGGCCGGGCCCGGACAGGUCGACAGCCUUCGAGACGCCCUUAGGAAGAACACGUCGAUCGUCGAGCUCAAGCUACACGACUGCGAGAGCUCCGGAGCUGCGGUCAGGGCUUCCAUCGGCCUGGACGUUAAUCGCAAAGUGGCGCAGUUGGUCGUAAUCUGCAGCGACGCCAUGGAGCCGUCUUCGGCCGUCCAGUUCGCGUCCGUGCUGGCCGCGAACCAGUUUCUGUGCGAGGUGGAGCUGAUGUGCUCGCGUGAGGUGAACGCUGAGUGCAUGACCGCCAUGUCCCGCGGUCUCCUUCAGAACAAUACCAUCUUGUCGUUCGCGGUUCGGUCUAGGUGCAUCGCCGAGUGCUCGACUCGAGACAUGGAGGUCGCCGUACAGAGGAACGUGACACGCCUUCAUCGGGCCGUGCGCUUCGUCCUUAAGAGGGACCUCACGAAGCCGUUCGCCGAGGCGUUCGAGAUGUGCGAGAACAAGGAGUCGCUCGUCCAACGCAUCAUGCUCACGUCGGGCAUGAGCGAAGCCGAGGCGACCGCUGCCGUGACGUCGGCGCGGCGCUUCAUCUUGAGGAACUACUUCACGAUCAACAAUGUGGUCCAUCACGUCGUCGAAUGUUGGCCGGGAGAAGGCACGCAAAUCGACGCGCUCAACUACGACUGCUGGCUGGCUAUUUCGGAGCACUUGAAAGUAUCCGAUGUUCUUUAUGCAGGAUCUUGUUAAAAUUAAGGAACACCAAGAGGCAGUGCGGUUGGCCGGAGUGUGGCCCUCCAUUCUGACGACCCUGCACUAGCAGUCACUGCAUCGAGAGUGCGUUUUC